Molecule: messenger RNA, 1162 nt
Organism: Xenopus laevis (African clawed frog)
Lineage: Eukaryota; Metazoa; Chordata; Amphibia; Anura; Pipidae
Gene: tm2d2.S
Product: TM2 domain containing 2 S homeolog
Exons: 4
Coding region: 105-701 (198 amino acids)
Biological process (GO): G protein-coupled receptor signaling pathway
Cellular component (GO): membrane
Source: RefSeq, a predicted model, not a curated record
GGCGACCGUGACGUCAUGCCGUUGAUGAUUGGUUGAGAGUACUGGCGGAAGAAGCCGGACGAUGGUUUUCGGGCCGAUGUGGAGGCCGUGUUAGUUUUGUGAAGAUGCGGUGGCCCAUUCCGCCGCUUGGGUACCUGCUGCUGGGCGGACAGGGUCUGCUGCUCACUUUCUCGCUUAUUUCCACCCAGAAUCACAGCAGCCCUGUAACCUACCCGGACAUCAACGUUAGUGCCGCUCCGGAGCCCAGGGACCCUCUGGGACCUCUAGUAUUGUGCUCUUAUCUGCCAGAAGAAUUUGUUGAGUGUGAUGAUCCUGUGGACCACAUGGGUAAUGGAACUUCACACCAAGAGCUUAGAUACGGCUGUAAAAAGUUCGGGGGUCAGGUGUAUGGUGAUGUGGAGCACACAAAGGUGAUGUGCCGGGCUUUAGAUGGGAUAGAAUGUGGCGGUCCUCGUUCUUUUCUGCGAGGGAACAAACCUUGUAUUAAAUAUACAGGACACUAUUUCAUCACUACCCUCCUGUAUUCUUUCUUCCUUGGCUGCUUUGGAGUCGAUCGUUUCUGCCUGGGUCACACGGGCACAGCGGUGGGCAAGCUCCUCACGUUGGGGGGUUUGGGAAUCUGGUGGUUUGUGGAUCUUAUUUUGCUUAUUACCGGGGGUCUCAUGCCAAGUGACAACAGCAACUGGUGCACCAUCUACUGAUCUCCCCCUUGAGGAUCAUCUUGUUCUGUAGGAGUACGAUGGCAAUGCAGGACAGGGAAAAAAGCAGACCCGGAGAGAGUAUCAUGGAGCUUCCCUACCAGGAAAAUUAUGCCAAAUAUAGAAUUUUAAACAAUCAUAUUUACACAGUUUUGUAAGCUAAAUCCUACUGAUUGCCCUUCAAAUCGAUUCAGCUGGAGGAUUGCGUUUACAGCCUUUAUGGGGCCAGUUUAAAGGUCUAUCAGGCAUCAGCACUUAUUCUCUCAUGGUUAAUUGAGGAGAGGAUUCUACGGCCUGACCUAUUUAUGGUUAUUAUAGGGCAGCUUCUACACUUUUUGCCUGACACUGUAACUAUAUAAACAGAGUAUGUACCUGGGACUUGCACUGAUCCUUGUGUAAUGUACAAUGAUGUAAAUAGGUAGUACACUGAAUGCUAUUUCAUAUAAAUUAUAAUUAACACAUUA